Molecule: messenger RNA, 676 nt
Organism: Prosopis cineraria
Lineage: Eukaryota; Viridiplantae; Streptophyta; Magnoliopsida; Fabales; Fabaceae
Exons: 2
Coding region: 1-624 (207 amino acids)
Source: RefSeq, a predicted model, not a curated record
AUGCAUGUGAGACAGGAACGGAAGUGGAAGACAAAGAUGACGUGGGGAAGCUGCUUAUGUGUAGCAGCGUCAGAUGAAAUUCUUGGUCACAUUUUCUGCACACCUAAUUUUUUUGGCCACGGCUUUCUAACCUCCUCAAUGGCUGAAGGAUUAAUUGUCUCCACUUUAGGACCCGUGGCAAAACUUGGGGUUGAAGAGCCAUAUAAAAACAUCAAUGGCAGAGUUGCACUUUCCAGAAAUCUGGAAGACAUAUAUGAUAUGCUAAACCAAGAUUUGCAGAGGCUGCUUGCAAUAAAAGAAGAUAAAGGGAUCCACCAAAGACACAAUCAUCACGAUACUACCAUGGUUUAUCGCUCGUGGAAGCAGAGGGUAUCAACCAUUGUUGCAGAAGUAGAUAAUCUGAGAGCUGAAUAUGAAAGAAAGCGAGUUCCCAAAUGGCGUUUCAUUCGGCGUUCAAGUCUGGGUGAGAAGAUUGCAAAGAGGCACAACCGAGUUAAAGACCUUUUAAAGGCAGGGCCUUCAAUGAAUAUCCUCCUUGAUUAUAAGCAACCAGAAGUUGUCUUGAAAGUGUCGGAUGCUCCCCCGAUAACAAGAUAUCCUACCUUUCAAAAUGUUACGUUUUAGAAGAAAUUUUGGACUGCCUCAUAAUCAAGACAAUGAAAGGGAUUGGAGUUUA